Danio rerio (zebrafish) is the source of this 2738-nucleotide messenger RNA. Lineage: Eukaryota; Metazoa; Chordata; Actinopteri; Cypriniformes; Danionidae. The record is from RefSeq and is a predicted model, not a curated record.
UUUACAUUUGUUUACAACUUUUUAUUUGUAUUUUCUUUUAUCCUUACUUCAUAACCCAACGGCUCUUUUAAGAGCCAUUUCCCCUUGCAAAUAUGCAUAAAACCGUGCUAUGCAAGGACGAAUGCGAGCAGUAUUUAAAAAACUGCAGUGACAAGUGCCCAUUCUGCUCAUACACUAGUAUGCCACAAAUAAUGCUUUAUCACAUAAAAAAUCACUUACAGAGGGCAGUACAACAUCAUGAUUUUACCAUUGUAAAAUGUGGUUUAAAAUGUAGAAAAAAAUCCCACUUUCACUGCUGCUAUUGUUCAGUGAUUGUGUUAACUCGGGAAAAUAUACUAAACCACAUUGCCAGACAGCAUGCCUUUUCAACCCAUCCUCAGACAUCAGCUGUGCUGCAGACCAAGCCUGGGUCAUCAUCUGUCCAGGAUUCACAACCUCAGUCAUCGUCUACCCAGCAGACACAGCCACAGGUGACCUCUGCCAUGCAGGCACAGCCUCAGUCAUCUGCCCAGCAGACACAGCCCCAGAUGACAUCCGUCAGGCAGGCACAGCCUCAGUCAUCUGCCCAGCAGACACAGCCCCAGAUGACAUCCGUCAGGCAGGCACAGCCUCAGUCAUCUGCCCAGCAGACACAGCCCCAGAUGACAUCCGUCAGGCAGGCACAGUGUCAGUCAUCUGCCCAGCAGACACAGCCCCAGAUGACAUCCGUCAGGCAGGCACAGUGUCAGUCAUCUGCCCAGCAGACACAGCCCCAGAUGACAUCCGUCAGGCAGGCACAGCCUCAGUCAUCUGCCCAGCAGACACAGCCCCAGAUGACAUCCGUCAGGCAGGCACAGCCUCCGUCAUCUGCCCAGCAGACACAGCCCCAGAUGACAUCCGUCAGGCAGGCACAGCCUCAGUCAUCUGCCCAGCAGACACAGCCCCAGAUGACAUCCGUCAGGCAGGCACAGCCUCAGUCAUCUGCCCAGCAGACACAGCCCCAGAUGACAUCCGUCAGGCAGGCACAGCCUCCGUCAUCUGCCCAGCAGACACAGCCCCAGAUGACAUCCGUCAGGCAGGCACAGCCUCAGUCAUCUGCCCAGCAGACACAGCCCCAGAUGACAUCCGUCAGGCAGGCACAGCCUCCGUCAUCUGCCCAGCAGACACAGCCCCAGGUGACAUCCGUCAGGCAGGCACAGUGUCAGUCAUCUGCCCAGCAGACACAGCCCCAGAUGACAUCUGUCAAGCAGAAACAGGCUCAGUCACCUUCUGUCCACCCUUUGCAGUCACUCCCAAAAUUGUCAGCAAAGAAGACUGCCACUUGCAGCCAAUGUAAUGUAACACUUCUGGCCAAAAAUCUACGAACUCACAUUCAAAGACAACAUACUGACAGAGUAAAUGCAAUGACUCCUGAGAAGCACUUGAGAUCUCAGUGCAUCGAUGGAAAAAUUGGCAUUUUUGCUGUUGAAAAGGCAUUUCAUGGUCAAGCAAUACCCAUACAUGUAAUAAAAAAUACAUGGGGCCCAAACUUUCGUUCAGCAUGUGAACUUGACCAGUGCAUUUCAAAUGCUGAAUACGCACACAUAACUGGGAUCUUACCAUUUGAGUGCUGCCAUGUACAGUCAUUGUGUUUUUGUAAACAAAUUGAAGAAUCCAAUUUUGCACUGACAGAAAACAGUCUCUCUCAGCUGGUGCAGGAAAAGUGGUUUGGUGAAGCAAGGAAAAUCCAACUGUUAAAGUUGCAGCGGGAAGCAAAUGUUGCGGAGACACCUUUGUCUUUCCAUGUCACAGUUGGAAGUUCAUCAACAAAAUGUUUCAUUUCUGUGUUUGAACCAACAGUGUCCUAUUACAGUAGAAUGGGAAGGGUCAUGGUGACUUAUGAUAAAAAGAAAAAUAACUGGCAUUGUCCUUGUGCCAAGCCUCGUCAAUCCUGUAUUCACAAAGCCACAGCAAAGUGGCAUCUUUUCCAGACAAUACCACAGCUCUUCAAAAGACUUAAGUGCUCAGAAGUUUCCAACACUGUUCAUGAAGAUGAUGAUGCCUGCUGUCAUGAUUCAUAUCCCCCUAACUCUGCUACAGUCAAAAAAAUGAUGGAAGACAUGCUUGAACAUAAGAAAAUUCCAGUGAAACUCCAACAAGACAUCCUGCAAAAAUCAAAGCAUGCUUUUCCAAAACAUCUUGUGCCUGAGGAGGUUGAAUGCAGACUAUGCAAGGGAGUUUUGAGUGACCCUGUUUUGAUAACUUGUCGGGCAAAGAUAGUCUCAUUCAAUGGACUGAUUCAGGGUGUGUCAACCUACUACAAGUUGUGCCAUAAAUGCAAUCACAUAUACAGAUACCAAGAAUGGCAAGAUGGUUUGCACAACUUCAAUGAUCAUGUAAUCCUCACCCUACACUUAUGUUUGGUUUUGAGAAAUUCUCUACAGAAUCACACAGCUGUUGGUAGGGUUGUGCGAAUAAUUGAAGCCACAGAGGGAGAGUCCUUGCCUAAAGGUGACCUAAUCAUGCAGGCGUAUCUGCACUUUGAAGCUUUGUGUGAUUUGGACUACAUGUACUCCUGUGUGUCCUGUGGAUACAGUCCAAGUACUGUGAUUAUGGACCUUCAUAAAAAAGGAGUGUUUAGCAUCCCAGUGAGUGAAAUUCCAUCUCCACCUCUGGAUUAUGAUGGUCAUGUUGACAUAGAGCAAUUUUGGAAUGCAGUGGCAAUGGAUGUGAUAAGCAGAGGGUUUUAUCCAAGUAAGUUUUGAUUUGUUUUGGUAUGC